This is a messenger RNA of Megalops cyprinoides (Indo-Pacific tarpon), 821 nucleotides long. Its product is annotated as cholesterol 25-hydroxylase-like protein. Gene Ontology annotation, biological process: cholesterol metabolic process; sterol biosynthetic process. The record is from RefSeq and is a predicted model, not a curated record. Lineage: Eukaryota; Metazoa; Chordata; Actinopteri; Elopiformes; Megalopidae. Gene Ontology annotation, molecular function: steroid hydroxylase activity; C-4 methylsterol oxidase activity; iron ion binding. Bases 2 to 754 code for a protein of 250 amino acids. The transcript has a single exon.
CAUGGCCCUGCAGAGCGUCUGGGACUUUAUCCGAGCACAAGAGGCAUACAUGCGGUCGCCUUUUUUCCCUGUGCUGUUUUCCCUCACCGUCUACCUGAGCUUCUGUCUGCCUUUCGUGGUGCUGGACCUCCUUUCUUCCAGAGUGGAACUGGUGAGGAAAUACAGAAUACAGCAGAAGAGUCAUGUUACCUGGAGCAUGCUGUGGAACUGCCUGGCGCAGUCCCUCUACAACCACGUUGUGUAUAUUUUCCCUCUGACGGUGCUGCACUGGUACUGGAGGCCUGUCAGCUACCCUGCUCAGGCUCCGGGGCUCUUCCAACUGGUAUGGGACAUUGCCGCCUGCCUCCUGCUCUUCGACUUCCAGUAUUUUAUCUGGCACCUGCUGCACCACAAGGUGCCCUGGCUGUACCAGACCUUCCACAAGGUCCACCACAAGUACACGUCCACGUUCGCCCUGACCACCGAGUACUCAGGAGCCUGGGAGACGCUGUCCCUGGGCUUCUUCGCCGCGGUAAACCCCAUGCUACUGGGCUGCCAUCCCAUGACGGAGAUGCUCUUCUUCAUUGUGAACAUCUGGCUGUCCGUGGAGGACCACUCGGGCUACGACUUCCCCUGGUCUACCCACAGGCUGGUACCCUUUGGACUGUUUGGAGGUGCGCCGCAUCAUGACCUACACCACCUGAAGUUCAAGACCAACUACGCCCCCUACUUCACCCAUUGGGACAGGCUGUUUGGCACACUGCACUCCGAGUGAGCAGCAGCGCCGAGGCAAAUCGGGACUGUGAUAUGAAGGUUAUAGCAAUGAACUGCAUGUUAUAGCA